Messenger RNA from Arabidopsis lyrata subsp. lyrata, 1280 nucleotides. RefSeq lists its product as uncharacterized. Gene Ontology annotation, cellular component: membrane. The transcript has 4 exons. Gene Ontology annotation, molecular function: metalloendopeptidase activity. The record is from RefSeq and is a predicted model, not a curated record. Bases 103 to 1005 code for a protein of 300 amino acids. Gene Ontology annotation, biological process: CAAX-box protein processing. Lineage: Eukaryota; Viridiplantae; Streptophyta; Magnoliopsida; Brassicales; Brassicaceae.
UUCUUUUGGAUUACCACAAGAAUUGAAUUGAAUUGGUCUCUCCAUGGUAACUUGAAAGUUGAAGUGGCUUGGCUCUAUGAGACUCUCUGGUCAGAGACGGCGAUGAUUCUAGGCCGAUGGGUUUCCUUCAGUUGCGUCAACACGCCGGUUACUAAGGUUUCCGACCGACGAAGACAUUCGGAGUUUCGUGGUCUCUCCUCUACUACCACUUGUCGUCCUUCUCUCAGAUGCUCUUGUCUCAAAAGCAAAUCCACACAAGAAACUACUCAGAUUGAGAAGUUGGGGAAUGAAGAUGGGUUCUCGGUUUUGGCAUCAGAGAUUCCAUGGGAAGAUAAUAACAUAUGGAGCACAUUUGCUCUUUACAUGUUCUCUCUGCAUAUUCCUCUCAGUUUUGGGGGUUUAUCCAUUGUUGCCAACAUACUCCACCGGCAGGUUCUUGAUCCUCAGACCCAAGUGCUAUCACUUGUGGUUCUCCAAAUGGUAGAACUUUCAGGGACAGUCUUGCUGCUGAGGACCACAGCGAAGCCUCAGUGCAAAUCAAUCAACUUUCUAAAGGGUAAUAAUGAAUCAAGGGAAGAAAGAAACUGGGUGGUUGGCUCAGCAUUGGGUUUGGGAUGUCUUGUGGGCUUUAUCUUCGUCACGUCGCUUGUAGCUGAUCAACUCUUUGGCUCUAAGGCUGUACAUGAAUCAGAAUUGGAGAAGAUAUUGGUGAGCGGGGAAGUGGCGAGAAGCGGGUGUUUUGCUCUCUACUGCGUAGUAGCUCCCAUCCUUGAGGAGAUAGUGUACAGACGCUUUCUACUGACCUCCUUAGCGUCGAGAAUGGAAUGGUGGAAGGCACUAGUGAUCAGCUCAGGAGUAUUUGCAGCAGCUCACUUCUCAGGUCAGGAUUUUGUGCAGCUGUUUGGGAUAGGGUGCGUUAUCGGUUCAUGUUACAUCUGGUCAGGGAACUUGGCCUCGUCAGUGCUCGUCCACUCAUUGUACAAUGCCUUAACACUCCUCUCUUAGCCACGUUCAGAUGACAAGGAAAACUUUCCCACCAGGGUUCAAGGCACGGCCACUGGCAGGUUUACAUAGGGGAAUUGCCAGCCUCGUGGGAUUAGUCCUUGGGCCUAGGAAGCCUUUGGGAGACCCGCGGUUAUUCAAAAAAAAAAAAAAUCUCUUCUUUGUUUAAAGACAAGACAACGUAUAAACUAUAAACCACUACACUUGUUCCAAGCAUUGUUAAAGAUGAUGAUGAUUCAAGAUCAAAUUCUUAAAUUUUGGAAGCCGUCCUUCACCUU